Messenger RNA from Rhizophagus irregularis DAOM 181602=DAOM 197198, 1687 nucleotides. Lineage: Eukaryota; Fungi; Glomeromycota; Glomeromycetes; Glomerales; Glomeraceae. The record is from RefSeq and is a predicted model, not a curated record.
AUGCAAUAUAAUUUAACAGAAGAAAAAAUCAAAAUUAUCCAAUCUCUUGGAAAACUUCUUAAAAAUGGAACAGAUCAUAAUGUUAUUAUUCACAUCGGAGAAUAUUCUAAUUCUAAAAAAUUUCUUGCUCAUACUGCUAUCUUACGCUAUAGAUCAGAUUAUUUUAACAAAAUACUUUCCGAAAAAAACAUCAAGAAAGAAGGCGGAAAAUAUAUAAUUAAGAAACCAAAUAUUACACCUCAAGCAUUUGAGGUCAUACUUGAGUACCUUUAUAUUGGUGAAAUUAAUAUCACUAACAAAACUGGAACCGAGCUUUUAAAUAUUAUGUUUGCUUCUAAAGAUCUAAAGUUAGAAGAAUUAGCUGAAUUUAUCAAGGAAUUUAUCAUUAAUCAUCAUCAUCUCCUUUUACAAAAUGAUCCUGUCGGAAUUCUUCAAAUCGUUAAUGAUAACAAUACUUUUAUAAAGAUAAAAGAAUUUUGUAUAGAAAAAAUUUGUUCUGAACCAGAGAUUCUCUUCAAAUCUGAUAAAUUUACUCAAUUAUCUGCCUCUUUAUUGGAAAUUAUUUUGAAACGCAAUGACUUGAAUUUAGAUGAAAUUGAAAUUUGGGAUAAUUUAAUAAAAUGGGGAUCAGCACAAGAAGAUCGAGAGAUCAAAAAUUUCUUCAAAUUUAUAAGAUUUUAUGAUAUAUCUUCUGAAGAUUAUAUAAUGAAAGUUAAAGAAUAUUUACCAGAAGAAUUAAGAGCAGAUCUUUUAAGAUUUUAUAUGAUUCCUGGACAUGAACCAGAAUGUAAAACUUUACCAAGGCGUAUUGUUGAUUCUGUUAUAAUUAAUCGAAAACAUGUAGAAGUUUUUGCAGAUUGGAUUGAUAAAAAAAAUAGUUGGAAUGUUGAAAAUAAUAACGGUACCAUUAAUUAUAAAUUUAAUCUUCUUUAUAGAGGUAGCAGAGAUGGUAAUACAAUCGCUGAAGUCCGUAAAAAAUGCAACAAUAAAGGAGCUACUAUAAUCGUAAUAAAAAUUAAGGAUUCCGAACAAGUAGUUGGAGGUUAUAGUCCUAUUGGAUGGGAUUCAAGUGAUACUUAUAAAUCCUCGGCAAACAGUUUUAUAUUUACAAUUCCAAACAGAAAGAACAUUCAAACCGCAAAAUUAGUUUAUGGUUAUGAUGAUCCAUAUUCCAUAUUAUGUCGUCAUUUCGCAAUAUUUGGUUAUAAUGAUUAUAAUCGUAAUUGGAAUGUUAAUAAUCCAUUUUCUUCUCCUAAAUUUGACGGUAUACCAAAAGGAAAUCUUUAUAUGGAUGAUUAUGAAAUUAUUCAAGUUGUCGAGAAAACUAGUGUUUCAAAGAAUAAUCUUGAAAACACUAGUCUUAUCAAGAGUACUGUUGAAAAUUUUGGUACCACCAUGAAAAAUAUAGAAUAUACUAGUAAAAAAAGCAAUCAAAAAAGCAUUUUGAAAAGAUUAAUAUGCGGGAAAUCUUAACACGUCACACUCUUUCUUUGGUAAAAAAAUUGCAAUUCAUUUAACCCGGCAUUUUGCGUGAAUAAAAAUAAUAAAAAUACAUAUAUUCAUUGAUAGCACCAUGAAAAGAUUAUAUUGGGAUUUGGGAGGCUAAGCAAAUGUUAAGAGGCCGUAGUUAUUUAUCAAUUUUUUUUGGAAAAUAACUAAAAUUAAACCGGAUCCCAGGAAUAAUCAU